Messenger RNA from Lindgomyces ingoldianus, 2874 nucleotides. RefSeq lists its product as uncharacterized. Gene Ontology annotation, biological process: galactose metabolic process. The coding region runs from base 205 to 2841 and encodes 878 amino acids. Gene Ontology annotation, molecular function: nucleic acid binding. The record is from RefSeq and is a predicted model, not a curated record. NCBI's taxonomy places the organism in Eukaryota, Fungi, Ascomycota, Dothideomycetes, Pleosporales, Lindgomycetaceae. The transcript has 4 exons.
CCGGCGUCGAGCUUGGUGAAGCCUUUAACCUGAAAGGUAGUCUUCUGCCGGUUAAGUCAAUCUCAAAAUCCAUCAAGCCAAACCCCAGAAUUUCCCCCAUUUGCCGCAGCCACAUCCUGAGUCGGUCUUUGGCGUCCACUUUAAGCGAUUAUCAUCGCAUUUCUACUUCUUACUCUAGCAUUACUUGGGCGCCCUAUCAUUGCAAUGGCGUCCACAACUUCGGUGCCCGUUGAGCCUGCGCAGGUGAAACCUUCAUUUGCCAAGGUCGCGGCGUCUGCUUACAAGCCUCAACAACCAAAAGAACACCUUCCUAAUGCGAACCCUAUAGUCACAAGCCCGCAGCCACCUGUUCAUCUACAGACUCCAAGUCGCCCCACCCCAAGUAAUGGUGAUGCUCCGAAAGUUCGCAUCGACAAAAAUGAGGGGCGGGAGCCGAAGGAGAAAACUGGUGACGCAGCGGCAAGAACCGGCCAAUGGGCCAAUACCUCUAGCCAGCAAGUAGCUUUCGAACCAGGCUCCAAAGAUGGAGAAUCCGAAAAGGUGCACCCAUCGAUUACCCUGGUCAAGUCCAUGGCUGCCGAAGACAGUACCACCCAACUGUCGUCGUCCGACGGCUCGGGUAAGCCUCCAAGCCUCGACGGGAAAAGUGUUGCAUCUGCAACAACUUUUGCCCUUGACGAAAAAGAGUCUAUUCGACCAGAUGACAGUGCUAGCCUCAGAGCCGUCGAGGAAGAAGACGUGAUCUCUCCUCCGGAUUCAGUUGCUGCAGGUUCUCGAGUCGGGUCUGAUGGUGGCGCCGCUCGCGCCUUCUCGGACCAACUCCACGAAAUUGCGGGUCUGGGGUCGCUUCCUCAGCGAGGGGCCCCACCUGGAAGGUUCCCCAACGCUAAUGUCAACAGCACACUCACCCUCUAUGACCCCAAUCAACCCGUCAAUGGUAUCGGCAGGCCGAUGUCUCAGCCGUUGGCCAAUGGCAUGCCAAAUGUGGCAGGACCCCCUCAAAUACCGGCCAUUCCAGAUGAGAAACUCAUCGAGGCUCUGGAGUCGCCAAGAGACAGGUUGUUUGUGCUGAAGUUGGAGCAGGAUUUUAUCGACUUUGUCAAGGAUUCCGGUGAACAUGAAUUGUCUUUGCCGAACUGCAACACCUUCUAUAGGAUGCUUGCGCAUCGACUCGCCGACUACUACUUGCUUGGUCAUGUGGUUGAUACUACUAUGACUGGAGUCAAGAUUACCAGAACUCCCUAUUGCCGAAUCCCUCCACCACUUUCAGGCCUGCCAGUCUCCUCGAAGAAUACCAACACGCCGCCUGUUGAUCUUCCAGCCCGCAAAAUCAUGCGCCGCGGCGGUGACGGCAAAUCUGGUACUAAUACCGCAGCUAAUUCCGAAGUACCCUCAAAGACUACCUCUGAGGCGGGUGCUGUUAGUGGUAGUGAUGGCGGUAACGAUGGAAAUGAGGCUGAGAGUAAGGACAAGUCUAAUCUGACUCGUGAAGAGCGUGAAGCUAGGUACCGAGAGGCCCGGCAGCGGAUCUUCGGUAAUUCUGAGACUGAAGAAAGCGAGACAACAGACGCUGUAGGUUCAGGAGAAGAGAAAGAUGUGUCAAGGUCUAGUUCUGCUUCUGGCAAGAAUAAAGCGAAGAAACAACGCAACUAUGACGACGACGGCUUCGAGGCUCGAUCACGGUUCAACCCCAUCUAUCCACAGCAAUAUCCGAUUCCAAACUAUGGUAGCGACAACACGAUGUAUUACAGUGGCUACCCUGGACAAGUUCCUAAUCCGCAGUUCACGGGCAUGAACCCAAGCGUCUCGCCACCGCCAGCCUACGGCAACGGAUAUCCUGUCAUGAUGCCGCAAGAUACCCAGACCCAGUACGGCUGGCCAAGCCAGCCAUAUCAGCCACCAAAUGGUCCCCUGUACCCCAAUUAUGGUGCUGGGCAGAAUGGCUAUGAUCUCUCGGCCGAUUUCCAGCGAGGAAUGCAAUCUUUCCAGUCUGCAGCCUUGCCUUCCCAAGUGACCCCGAAGAUGGCAAACACACCUAUGGCCUCUUAUCAGGACACUUACCAACCGCAACCCAUGCCAAUGAACCAAGGAUGGGGACAGAUGAAUCCACAGCCAUCAUAUAAUAUGGCGCAGGCCCCGUAUGCUCAGAAUGGUCCUAGCAACCGCCCGAUGUCCGCUCCUAUCCAAGGUCCUCAAUCCGGGCCAUAUCCGUACGGGCAGUUUCCUGCUUCUGCAUAUAACGGAGGAAAACCAGGUCGCAACCAGCAUCCAUUACCAGGGAGCUUCAACCGACAACAAUUCAAUCCACAAAGCCAAGCCUUCAUCCCAGGUGGCCGCAAUAUGCCCUUUCAGAUGCAGGCAAACAUGGCGCAAAUGCCACAUCAAGGCAUGAAUGGGUUUGGAAAUUUCCAGUUACCGGUUGCCAGCCAAAUGCCUAACCAGAUGCCAGGGCCGAGCCCUCCGCUCGCACAUCAACCGACAUUUGGCUCUCCUCGAAGUGUGCAGAAUAGCAUUCCGGUCCCUGCUAAACCCAGCAAUAUAGCUCCUUCCCAAGCUCCUCAAAUCGCCUCUUCGCACAUGACCACUGCUCCUGCGAUGUCCUCCCAACCUAGUAAUCCUUCAGCCCCUGCACAGAGCAGCAUCGCCAAAUGGGGAACGCCAUCUCACCUCCCUCCGAAACCUCCCCCACCAGCGCAACCGCAGCCUCCAAAAUUCAGUCUUCCCGGACACAACUUUCCCUCUGCCCCUAGAACUGCCAACACCAUGACUCCUGGAUACGCUGCCAACCCUCCAAUGAUUCGAGGAGGUGCCGGUCCCAGCAUGCCUAAUAAACCUUCCUAAUGGCUUAUGAACUUCAAGACAAUGACCGAGCGG